AUGGGGAAUACUUGUUCAAUACCAGGAUUCUCAGAUUUGAGACAUCUUGGAGAGGGAGGAUUUGGCGUGGUCUAUCUUGGGACAGAUGACACCUCUGGAGAGAAACAUGCUAUAAAGGUUCUACGUCUGGCUAAAUCUGCACAGAAGGAAAUAGAAGUGAUGGGUAGACUUUCCAAACACCCUCAUAUCAUUGAACACAAACGGAGCAUAGUACUUGAAGACAAAACAUGCCUGGUCAUGGAGUACUGCAGUGGCGGGAAUCUAAACGACUACCGCUUGAAUAAUUGCAGAGAGCCGGGUCGUGAUCUUCGCUUCAUGAGGGAAAUCGCCUCUGCGGUCGCUUUUCUGCAUCGCACUGGCAUAAUCCAUUACGAUUUAAAACCAGAUAACAUUUUACUCACUUCCACUGGAAACUUGAAAGUUGCAGAUUUGGGCAUUUCCAAACUUGCCUCCGAAUCGAAACAAGGUGGUAGUCUGUACGACUACUACACAAACGGUAAUUGUGGCCACAUAUAUUUCUGUGCACCUGAGUUAUUUAGGGGAAGAUCUACCGAGAGAGCAGAUAUUUUUCAGAUGGGUGUUAUCUUUGCAUGCCUUCUGCAAAAACGAAAGGCGGUGCGAAACGGUCAAUCUCUAUUAGUGGGGGUUUUCGUGAAUCGUAUGGGAGUCGGUCAAGCCUUGCACAAAGGUUUCUUGCAGCGUUACGAGCUGGAUGAAAGACUAACCAUCAGCCAAGACUUGCGCACCUUGGUAGAACAGAUGCUACACAAGGAUCACCAUGCUCGCCCAUCUGCAGAUACAGUUGACAAAAGACUCGAAGACAUAACAGAAUGGCCAAGUCCAUACAGCCAGCAACAACCUGUUGACAGCAGAUUGGAAAUCGUCAACGACAGUCAUCUUGGAGAAGGACCAAAGUACACAUCAGUAUUGCUUGCAAUAGGGGCAGAACUUCUGGCUCUAUACCUCAAGGCAAGAUGA
Molecule: messenger RNA, 978 nt
Organism: Asterias rubens (European starfish)
Lineage: Eukaryota; Metazoa; Echinodermata; Asteroidea; Forcipulatida; Asteriidae
Product: serine/threonine-protein kinase 35-like
Exons: 1
Coding region: 1-978 (325 amino acids)
Biological process (GO): protein phosphorylation
Molecular function (GO): ATP binding; protein kinase activity
Source: RefSeq, a predicted model, not a curated record